AUGAGCGACACUUCCAGGUUGCUGCACUACCAGAACUGGCGCUCUGGCCAAAGUCCAGUGAUGAUCUGCACAAGCGCAUUCAGCACAGGCAAUGAUUAUCCUAGUGUCCGACUGGUGAUCCACCUAAAGACACCGCUGGAGAUGUCUGAGAUCAUUCAGGGUCAAGGCCGAAGUGGAAGGGAUGGACUUCCUGCCAGAUGUUACAUGCUUCCUUCAACAUCACCUCCCAAGAUCAAAAUAGACCGAUCAGAGCUA
This is a messenger RNA of Suillus bovinus, 255 nucleotides long. Its product is annotated as P-loop containing nucleoside triphosphate hydrolase protein. Gene Ontology annotation, biological process: double-strand break repair via homologous recombination. NCBI's taxonomy places the organism in Eukaryota, Fungi, Basidiomycota, Agaricomycetes, Boletales, Suillaceae. The annotation marks the transcript as partial. Gene Ontology annotation, molecular function: four-way junction helicase activity; 3'-5' DNA helicase activity. The record is from RefSeq and is a predicted model, not a curated record. The transcript has a single exon. Gene Ontology annotation, cellular component: cytoplasm; chromosome; nucleus.